AUGUCUUUUCUCACUUGGAGAGCCAUUCAAGACAGACUAUCCAUUGAUAGCAAAGUUGCUAGUCUUGGAAUUUCCAUAGAGCCUGGGUGCUAUUGUUGUGAGGGGGAUAUCACUGGCAAUACUCGUGAAAACAUUGAUCACUUGUUUGCCUAUGGAGGCCUCGCAAAGAAAAUUUGGAGCUUCUUUGUGGGUCCAUUGAGUAUCAAUUACAGGAACAUUUCCUUCAAGCUUAUUCUUUUGAACUCGUGGAACCUUAAGACCUCUAAUCCUAUAGCUGCUUUUGUAUCGAAGAUCAUCCCUCCUAUCAUUUGCUGGGAGAUUUGGAAAUCCAGAUGCAGCAGUAAACAUGAGGCAAUUAAGCCUACUAUAUAUGUCACAAAAUCUAACAUACUUUUUUCUACUCUGCAGAUCACAAGGAAUAAAUUCACAAAGGCAAGGAUUGGAAAUUCAUGGAGUAGCUUAUGUAGAGCCAUGGAGAAUGCAGUCAACCAAAAAUCAGCAAUCAGUGUUAGAUGGAUAAAACCUCCCUCCAUGAUGGCAAAACUGAACAGUGACGGAAGCAGCAAGGAUGGGCAGUGUGGAGGAGGGGGACUCAUAAGGGACAACCAAGGAAACUUCAUUUUUGCCUAUAGCUUUAAUCUGGGGCAGGGUACUAGCAACAUGGCUGAAGCUUCAGCUUUAUUAUAUGGCCUGAAAUGGUGUGCAAACAAUGGAAUCAAUUUAGUAUGGGGAGAGACUGAUUCCCUUCUACUCGUCAAAUGCAUUAAAAGAGAGUGGAAACCACCAUGGAAGAUUGCAAAAGAGAUUCAACAAAUUCAGAAUCUAGUUGAAGAAAAUGGAUUCAACAUCAGCCACUGGUUUAGAGAAGCCAACAAACCUGCAGAUAAGUUAGCUUCCUUCAGUCACAGUACUAAUGGAAUCCAAGUCUUCAACUCCUUCUCUGUGGUUCCCAGAUCAGUUAGAGGGCUAAUCAACUUGGACAAAUGGAACCUGCCUAGUUUCAGAAUCAGACCUGUCAAACCAUCCCUACUGGUGUAUGACCCACCUUGA
Messenger RNA from Lycium ferocissimum, 1050 nucleotides. RefSeq lists its product as uncharacterized. The record is from RefSeq and is a predicted model, not a curated record. Gene Ontology annotation, molecular function: RNA-DNA hybrid ribonuclease activity; nucleic acid binding. Bases 1 to 1050 code for a protein of 349 amino acids. Lineage: Eukaryota; Viridiplantae; Streptophyta; Magnoliopsida; Solanales; Solanaceae. The transcript has a single exon.